AUGGCUCCCGAUCCGCAACCGGAACAACCCGCGCAAGCCGAAGCAGCCCAAGAAACAACCCAAUCUCAAACACAAGAAUCAGAACCACAACCAGAAUCAGAACAAGACCCUCCCGCAUCACCCCCCCUCCCUCAGCGACACACAGCCGUUACGCCUGGCCCUCGCGCCGCGCGUCUACAAGAACUCUACGCGCGAUCGCUAAAGAAGACGCUGGGCAAGAUUGGAUGGGACAAUGUCGCCGGCUGCUACCCUACGGUUGCGAAGAGGGCGGAGGGUGUGCUGAGGCAGGUCCAGAGACAAAUGGUUGAUAAGCUUGGCGAGAAGUGCGAGAAAGAGUUUGACAACAUUAUGGUGUCGAGACAGGUCGUCCCUAAGCUCAAUGAUCUGGAGAGCCUUAUUAGCGAUGCCUCCCGCCGACGCGCCGAUCCUCAUCUUCUGCCCCCGUCAGCAAUCCUCGCCGCACAUCUCACACCCGCCCUCACAGCGCACCAGUCGCAACUUAAUGCUCGCCUACAAACGACACAAUCGCAAAACACCCUAUUGUACGAUGAAGUUCGUCGUCAAAGAGAAGAAAUUCGUACACUUCUCGAUGCCCUCGAAGCUGUCGUUGCCGAUGUCCAGGGCGCAAAUGACGCGCUGCGCCCGGUUGUGGACGAUAUUGCUGCUGAGACGAGACAGGGCAUAGCAGCCGUUGACGCUGCCAAUGGUGGUGGGCAACAAGGAUUAUGA
Messenger RNA from Fusarium subglutinans, 729 nucleotides. RefSeq names its product kinetochore-associated NNF1. The transcript is spliced from 3 exons. NCBI's taxonomy places the organism in Eukaryota, Fungi, Ascomycota, Sordariomycetes, Hypocreales, Nectriaceae. Gene Ontology annotation, cellular component: MIS12/MIND type complex. The coding region runs from base 1 to 729 and encodes 242 amino acids. Gene Ontology annotation, biological process: chromosome segregation. The record is from RefSeq and is a predicted model, not a curated record.